Messenger RNA from Clupea harengus (Atlantic herring), 1922 nucleotides. RefSeq names its product HSPB1 associated protein 1 (gene hspbap1). The record is from RefSeq and is a predicted model, not a curated record. Lineage: Eukaryota; Metazoa; Chordata; Actinopteri; Clupeiformes; Clupeidae.
GAACGCCGUGUUCAUUUUAGUUCCGAGAGUUCGAACGUAUUUCUACACGUGCUGAGUAAUGUGAGCCGUGGGUCGUUUCAGAUAUAGUUAGUGGAAUUACAGUUACAGCGCUUGCUCGAUGCGAGCAUGAGGACAUUGCUCUGCCUACCUCCUCCAACUGAUUUCUUUCAGAUACAUGCUGAAACUGUUAAGGUUUGUAUAUGACAUGGCCAGGAAACCCUUUACCCCUGAGGAGGUGCGUAGGAUAGUAGAGUACCUCAAGGACCCUGCUGUGUUCCACAAUAUGACCACUGACUGGCCAGCAUUACACUGGACAGCACAGCACCUUUCUGUCUGUCUGGACAAGAAAGCCGUAAGGUUUCGUGUCGGAAACAAGAAGACAGACAAAACACCUCUUUUUGAAACCCAGUGUGCAUAUGUGGAGGCAACCCUCGGGGAGUUCCUUGCCUGGACUGGUGGUGAGACUGGCCCUGCGAUUGGACCAUUCUGUGACUAUUCCCGCUCUGACUUUUGGGCCUAUGCUGACUACAAGUAUAUCGCCAGUCUGUUCCAGCAUAAAGCAACCAUGUUUGAGGAGGUGGUGUGGUCUGAUUUCGGGUACCCAGGUCGUAAUGGGACAGCCAGCACGCUUUGGGUUGGCACAGAGGGUGCCAACACACCCUGCCACCUAGACACUUAUGGGUUUAAUCUGGUGUUCCAAGUGCAGGGCAGGAAGCGUUGGCACCUCUUUCCCCCCGAAGACACCAGCUGCAUGUACCCUACUCGCAUUCCCUACGAGGAGUCCAGCAUCUUCAGCCAGGUCAACGUACCUCAGCCAGACCUGGAGAGGUUCCCUGCCUUCCGAAGAGCCAGAGCCCAUGUCGUCACUCUGCAACCUGGACAGGUGCUGUUUGUCCCCCGUCACUGGUGGCACUACGUGGAGUCAGUGGACCCCGUCACAGUCAGCAUCAACUCCUGGAUCGAGCUGGAGGAAGAUGAUGAGGCGAGAGUGGGGGAGGCUCUUACCAGGACGCUGGUGUGCGCGCUGAAGACGACCCCCAGCCAUGGCAACCAUGAUGACUGGCUCAACCCCACUGAGGAUGGAGUGGCAUCUCAUGAUGAGAACAUGCAGUACCUGAGCCUCGCCAUGCAGGCUUGUGCCGAGAAGAGGAGUCAGACGGGGGGCUCGGAACAAGCAGGCCAAGAUGGCCGCCACACCUUAAAGCGUGACUCAAGCGGCUGUGUCAAGGCGAACUCUGGAAACGAAAAAGAAAGAAAAAUCGCUUCUUUCUCUCCUCCUUUUGGACCUCAUCUCCUCCCAGUGCCCUGUGUGGUGCAUAGUCCUGUGCGGAAGAACUCGUGUCCCGAGGACAGCGAUUUGACCCUAGAGCACAAUCCCCAACGUGCCCUAGUCUCUGACCCACAGUCAGGAAGGGCCGGGGAAGCUGGUCACGGUGCAGGACGACACCCCCACGGGAGUGAGGAGACCCCCAUGUUCUCAGAAGACUCCAAUGAACAGGGCCUCCCUCAGGCCUCUCUCUGCACCAGUGACCUGCUGGAGUGCCUGGUGCACCCGGACGUCAUCGCUCUCGUGAGCCGGCUACUGCUGGACAGGCAGCGAGAACUCGCCAGCGGUUAAACUGCCCAACAGUCCCUAAGCGGUCAAAUGCUCUUUCAGUUUCCUUCUGACUGACUCUAGCUCUACACUUUUUUGACAGUGUUGACAGUGUGUGUGGAGCUGCUCUCUCUAGCUCCAUUUGUUCUCUGGGCUUCUGAUUGUAGGAGAGAUGUAGCUGCCUGAGUUCUGCAGCACCAGGUUUUUUUUAUGUUUUUAUACCACCUAUCUUGUUCUGGUGCAGAAGAUGUAAAUGUAACUGUAGUUUCUGUGUGUUUGUUAUGAUUCAGAUUGACAAAUUAAAGAAAUAAACGAACAUUUAAAGAGA